UCGAGGCUGUGCUGGGAAAUGAGUCUUCGUCAGACUUGAGGCCAGGAGGACAGGCACACGGAAGGGGACGAAGAAUCCAGGGUGUGGCAGAAGACUCUGAAGGGAAGCUAAGGGGGACGGAUCCAGCGAGACGUCGGGGGCAACAAACAAGGUUCUGAAAAUGGACCGACAUGUGAGGCCAAGAUUGGCCUCGCUCAGUGACUUUCAGUUUGGAGCUGUUGCCACAGAGACAAUCGAAGACGCUCUGCUCCACUUCGCCCAGCAGAAUGAGCAAGCCGUGCAGGAGUCUGCGGGCCGGAUGGGCAGCUUCAGGGAGACCCGGAUCGUGGAGUUUGUUUUUCUCCUGUCUGAACAAUGGUGUCUGGAGAAAUCCGUGAGCUACCAGGCUGUAGAAAUCCUAGAAAGGUUUAUGAUUAAGCAGGCAGAGAACAUCUGCAGGCAAGCCUCAAUCCAGCUGAGAGAGAAGACAGAGCCUCAGAAUUGGAGGGCUCUGAAAGAGCAGCUUUUCAACAAGUUUAUUCUGCGUCUUGUGUCAUGUGUUCAGCUGGCAAGCAAACUUUCCUUCCACUACAAAAAAAUCAGCAACGUUACAGUCCUGAAUUUCCUCCAGGCUCUAGGGUAUCUACACACUAAAGAAGAACUGCUGGAGUCAGAGCUUGAUGUUUUGAAGUCCCUGAACUUCCAAAUCAAUCUGCCUACUCCCCUGGCAUAUGUGGAGAUGCUCUUGGAGGUUUUAGGAUACAACGGCUGUUUGGUGCCAGCCACACAGCUGUAUGCAACCUGCCUGACCCUACUUGACCUAGUCUAUCUUCUCCAUGAACCUGUAUAUGAGAGCCUGCUGAGGGCUUCAAUCGAGAACUCCACACCCAGUCAGCUGCAAGGGGAAAAGUUUACUUCCGUGAAGGAAGACUUCAUGCUGUUGGCAGUAGGAAUCAUUGCAGCAAGUGCUUUCAUCCAAAACCAUGCGUGCUGGAGCCAGGUUGCGGGGCAUUUGCAAAGCAUCACUGGCAUUGCCUUGGAGAGCAUUGCCGAACUCUCUUAUGCAAUCCUGACUCACAGCGUGGGAGCCAGCACUCCAGGUCGACAGCGGCCUGUUCCUCCCCACCUGGUGGCCGGAGCACUGAGGGCUGCUACUUCUCCAACACAUGAGGCAGGCGGAAUCCACCCAAAAUAAACAGCCUUCUGUCACUGCACUCAUCUCUCCCUUUCCUUACUUUCAUACUCAGGGUACAGGAGUUCCAAGUAUCUUCUGAGCUGUGUUUUAUAUUCCAACUUGAUGCUUAUUUUUCUGCAUCAGAGAAAGAGUUAAGGUGAAUAAGCAUGUCCUUUUCGUCGUACCAGACUGAAAAUGUCCAAGAGCUGGGACAAGAUAUUAGAAUUUCAGUGAAAUUAGUUUAUUUUCGUUUAACAAGAUAUUUAUGGCUUUCCUCUUAACUGUUCAUUUUAUUAAGGGAGAACAUCAGACAUGGAGAUUAGUAUUAACCAGGGGCUCAAAAACUGAGACCAUCUGGGUGACCUUGACUGAGCAUCAAGGAGGUAGCCUUUAUUUCCCCUUAAAGUUAAACAUCUCUGUUCUGUUACUGAGAGCUACACAAAUAGGGCUUUCUCUACAGCUGUCUACUUUUCAUUAAAGUCUUUUUAAAAAACUAACACCCAUCUCUAAACAUGUUUCAACAGACUUUCCACAUACCUGCACUUGAACUCAAUUCUCCCAGAAUACAAAGUACUCUAUUCUAGUUAAAGAAAAACCCAACAGUGCACCUCUGGGCAGUUAUCAGACUGCAGUAAACCUUUUAUUACAAAUAAUUAAAUCUCUCCAUGAGGUCUCAAACAGUAUCAAACACAAUUUCAUAUCUCUAACACAGAGCAGAGCAGGCAUUCAGUACUAGAAUCAAGUGAGAAGUGUUAAAUUUCAAGCUUCUGAUCACCUCACAUGGUGACCAAAGCUUACAUGUCAUUUUCUCACGUUAUCCAACUGUGCAUCUCACACAUCUUGUAGUCUCAGUGGAGACAAAAGUUUCUAUUUCAUAUUCUAAGUGCAGGAAGUUGAGAGAGAUAAAAUCCAGUGAAAACACAUCAAUCUCAAUUCAACUCAGUUUAAAAAAAAAAAAAAAGCAAACUUAAAUUAGUUGUUUUGCGGGGACAAAGGGAAAGGAAGGCAUGGGGUUAAGAGUCAAAACUGUGACAAAGGCCAGUUACUAUACAUGGCAUGUUGUAGCUCUGGAAAGUAUCUGUUAUAUUUUAAAAUAAAGUGGCUUUUGUGGAUUUUUUUUCUUUUUUGGUAUUUGUAAACAUGUGCUGUUUAAUAGUACCCGAAUUUAAUUUAACCCUUUUUUUUUUUUUUG
Molecule: messenger RNA, 2345 nt
Organism: Balaenoptera acutorostrata (minke whale)
Lineage: Eukaryota; Metazoa; Chordata; Mammalia; Artiodactyla; Balaenopteridae
Gene: CNTD1
Product: cyclin N-terminal domain containing 1
Exons: 7
Coding region: 161-1174 (337 amino acids)
Biological process (GO): reciprocal meiotic recombination
Cellular component (GO): site of double-strand break
Source: RefSeq, a predicted model, not a curated record